ACCCAAGGCCGGCCCGGGUCAUUGCAUACAAAUAGGCUAACUGGUGCUGGCAAGCCUUGUAAAAGUUGUAGGGUCACGUAUAAAGCUAUUGGUUGUAAAUGUGGCAACGGUCAAGUAGGCCUAUAUCGUGCGAUUUAUUGAAUUAUCACGUGAUCAACGACGGUCACGCGAGCACCUUUGUAAUACAUGCAAGAUGGCCGCUAGAUUUAUCGGCUCUGUUGUGGCUCCAGUGCUCUGGCCAGGUUUGUCUCGUCGAUGUUCCCAACAUGCGACUGGUCUGGCCAGGUCUCCAGGUAGUCUACGCCCAUUGGGAAGUAACGCUCAGCCAUUGUGGCGCAUGGGUCAGUACACACCAGCAGCUUUAGGGGAGCAGCUUUCAAGGUCAUACUGUAGCACACAGUCACCCGAUGUGUACACUGCCCCGCCGCAACCAUUGGCUAGGGAGGCACCAUCCGUCGGCCAUGGCUUCAACACUCUAGCCAAUGUAAAGGUCGACUUGGAGAGAAAAGAACUCAAUGUUUCCUGGGAAGGUAGCGGUGCCAAAAGUCAAGCUUAUCCAUUCGUCUGGCUGCGGGAUAACUGUCACUGUCCACAAUGCUUCCACCCUACGGCACUUGGACGUCUACCAUCAAGCACACAUCAUCUCAACGUCGACGUUAUUGCGGACGUGGUCGAAAUCUCCGCCGAUGGGAGGAGUUUAAUCGUCCAAUGGGACGACGGCCACGAAAGUGAAUUCCUAUUUCAUUGGCUGGGAUACCAUCGCUUUGACCAAUCACUGGAUGACCAGUUGCUAUAUCCAAAGCAGAGUCUCUGGGGAUCUGACGUCAACAUCAAAAGCUUUGAUUUUGAUGAGUUGUUAGCGGAAGACCACUCCCUCUACAGCUGGCUGGCUGAGCUUGUUACUCGAGGUGUCGCUCUCGUAAAAAACGCCCCAGCGGAAGUCGGUCAGGUGUAUAAGCUGGCAGAACGGGUGGCCUACCUUCGAGCAACAACAUACGGGGCAACUUUUCAUGUAAUGAGUAAACCCGAUCCAAGCAGCGUUGGAUACACGACUGGUCCCUUCGCAAUGCACACUGACUAUGCACCAUUAUCACGAACGCCAGGGGUACUCCUGCUUCAUUGCAUACUGCCAGCGGGGGAGGGCGGUGAGAGUCUCUUAGUUGAUGGCUUCAAGGUCGCCCAGGACUUGAAGAAAAUUGACCCGGAAGCAUUUCGGCUCCUGACGACCUACGAGUUUGAUUAUUCGGAGAAGGGAACCGACUGCUUUGGCAGCUUCUAUAUGCACAGUCGGCACCCGGUUAUCAAAUUAAAUGAACUUGGUGACGUUGAGCAAAUUGUCAUCAGCAACCAAAGCCGGGACCCUAUGCUGAGAGUUCCCGUAGAUCAGAUCCAGCCGAUUUACCACGCCUUUAACAAAUACUUCAACAUGCUUCAGCUGCCGGAAAAUCUGCUACAGUACAAACUGCAGAAAGGAGACAUACUCACAAACGACAACCGUAGAGUCUUGCAUGGCCGGAAUUCCUUCCAGACGAACGCCCGGCAUCUUGAGGGAGGCUACGUGGAGUGGGAUGAAGUCAACUCGCGUCUGCGUGCAUUGACAUUGCAGUUACAGAAGAAUACUACCGACGAGUAAAACCACAACCUAAAAAUAAGCCAAUUUUGUUGUAGCUGUGUAAUUACGCCAUUUAAAGGGUAUGGGCCUAAUCAAAUGUGAAUCUGUAACACUAAUAACAAUAAUGAUAUAUGCAUAAAGCGAUAUAUAUCCAUACAAAUUGCUCAUGAGCGCAGUACAAUAAAAUGUUAGAAACUAUCCAGGAUUACAAUCAUUUAAAGCUACACAUGAACAAAUAUAUAAUAAACAAGAAAAACCGAAAAUUAAAUAAAAUAGAGAAAGACCGACCACCACAACUACAAAACACGCCCAGCCGAACAAUACUUAUACAACCAACCAGAACGGACGACCAGCAAACAAGUACCUUACAACGUAGGCCACAAACAAAGCAACAUAACGACUGACUAACCAGCCGGCCCACUCGUUCAAAGGAGUAAGUAAAAGAGUCAGUAAAGUAAAUUUAAAAUUACAAAAAUUCAAUUAAAAGCUACAUGUAUGGAUAGGGCCUACAAGAAACCAAGAGCGAUAGAAAUGUACAAAGCACGAUAAAAAUGUACACCAUAACAAUGUAAAACACAUUAAAAACUGAUUGUAUUCCUCAUUAAAAUGAUAAGUUUUAAGACGUGAUUUAUAAACAGUCAGGGGUCCCUCGGUAAUUUGUUCCAUAGAUGCGGCGCCACCUUGCAGAAAGCUCUUUCUUCAGAUGAUUUCAGUUUGACUGCCGGAACCCUGAGAAGAGUUGUGUCGGAUGAUAACCCAAAUGACGGGCAUUAGCAGAUCAAUUAGGGGCAAUGUUCUGGCAGCGGGCCUUGUAUGUGAUAUUAAUGAUUAGCUUGUACUGAAUCCUGCGAGUAACAUGCAACCAGUAGAAAGAUCGUAUAAACCUGGUAAGAGAAAACAAUUAGGGUGGUCCAAAAUGUAGGCCGAGUUAUAAGUUUGGUGUAAAGAUAACAAAAUUGUACCUGAAAUAUCAAUUCAAAAAGAUAAUGCCGUCGGUACACUAAACAAUUACUUGCAGUAAAAAAUUACAAGGUCCAAUUGAUAUGAGAUAUGGUCAAAGGUAAACGAAAAAUCAGUUUAGAAUUUUUUUUUUUAUAGAGGAUCGGGUUGUGGGAUGUGAAACAUCUUCACAAUUUUGCUCAUAUGCGAUGUAAGAUUAUUCUUUAAAAGUGAUGUUUGUUCGGAGAUAUUGGCAGAUUUGUUUUUCUUAUCUGAAUUUUAAUUGACUUUUUCCUGUUACCACCUCGGCGGAAAUGGACGGGGAGUGGUGGUGGCGGGGAGGGGGGGGGGGACCACAAUGAGGCAUUUCGCUUCCAACCUGCUCCCCAACUCUGAAACACAUUUCGAACAUCUAGACGAGUGGACAAAGGAAAAUCAAAAAGUCCACAAUUAAGCCUGCCUUCAAAACUGAUUGAAAUGAGUGUGACCAAUAAACCGAAAUGCCACAUGCACUCGUAGCUUAAUAUGUUUUCUGUUUUGCCGUUCGCGAUAACGAGGAUUAAUUCCAUUAUAGUGUACACAUUUAACCCCUGUUUAUUAUAGUACUGAUCCGCAGUCUAUACGGGGCCAUUAUUUCACAGUCAAUUUUAUUCCAAGAAUAAAACUGAGGAUGAAUAUACAGUAUAAACUGAA
Messenger RNA from Patiria miniata (bat star), 3244 nucleotides. RefSeq names its product gamma-butyrobetaine dioxygenase-like. Gene Ontology annotation, molecular function: gamma-butyrobetaine dioxygenase activity. NCBI's taxonomy places the organism in Eukaryota, Metazoa, Echinodermata, Asteroidea, Valvatida, Asterinidae. Gene Ontology annotation, biological process: carnitine biosynthetic process. The coding region runs from base 194 to 1633 and encodes 479 amino acids. The record is from RefSeq and is a predicted model, not a curated record. Gene Ontology annotation, cellular component: mitochondrion. The transcript has 5 exons.